Molecule: messenger RNA, 300 nt
Organism: Penicillium antarcticum
Lineage: Eukaryota; Fungi; Ascomycota; Eurotiomycetes; Eurotiales; Aspergillaceae
Product: LysM peptidoglycan-binding domain-containing protein
Exons: 2
Coding region: 1-300 (99 amino acids)
Source: RefSeq, a predicted model, not a curated record
AUGGUCAACAUCAAAAACACCGUAUGUCUCUUGGGAGUCGCUUCCCUCGGUACUUCUGUGGCCGUCGGUACUACCAAAUUUGAUGUGGAUGCAGUAGUCUGGAAGAUGACAGAAUUCUGCAUCAACUACUAUACAAUCGGCUUUGGUGACACUUGCUGGGACAUAAUCUCGCGCAACCAGAACAAAUUCACCAUGAGACAGCUCCUGUGCUGGAACACCGACAUCAAUCCCUGGUGCUCCAACCUCAUCCCCGGGCGGCAGGUUUGCAUUGGGGUUGAUGUCCCUGGCCCUGUCUGCUAG